GGCUGUGCCAGUUCUGCAAACAGCAGAUGCAUGAGCAGUUUUAAAACGUACAUAAAUGAGUGUGAAGCAGAGUGACACGGUGGCAGGCGUCUGUGGCGAUGGGCAGGAGUUUCACCACCUGUAACCCUAACCGAUAAAUGACUCUUGGUUGCCGUUUGUUUCGUUCUGCUGGCAACUGACUGAUGUUGCACAACUGUCACACCCUGCCACCAAGUAGCUGGGUGUGUGUGCAUAAAGUGUCAAGUGAGAGAUGAGUCAAAAGGUUGAGGAGGGAGCAGGAUUUCCUUUAUAUUCUAAGAUGUGUUGAGUUGGACAAAGCUCUCUGGACAGUCAUCAUGUCACCCAGGUAAGUGCCAACAUCUCUGCCAGCCAAAUUUUUGUUUUCGUUCAUAUCCACCCAGUAAGCUGAUAUUGAUGUUUUUACUUCAGAAUCAUUGUGUACAGACUGCUACUGUUCCAUCCAAAAUAAUCCAAAAUCUGGUGUUACGGGAUUUGGGGUUUUUCUCCAGUUAAAAUGUUCUAUUCUUAAAAUGAUGUUGAGUUUGUGGUGUACCCGGCUAUCAGGGUGUGCCAUCUUUAGAAAACAUCUUUCUGCCAGUCUCAUUUCACAAGAUGCGUCAUCAUCAACCCACACAAAACAGUUAGAAGGAGUUACAUAUCCGGAAUCUGUGCCCUUUUGACCUGGAAAACACCCGGCAGCCAUGACAACAUCUGGAUCCCGAGCCUUUGUCAUUGUCCUCCUCCUCCUCGGCUCCCUCUCAUCCCUGCUUUAUUACAUCUUAUUGAAUGAGAAGCUCUGUCUGCAGAAAUAUCAUCUAGAUGUUCCUCAGAGAAACAUCAGCAUCCUGCUUUGGCACUGGCCGUUCGGCCGCUCAUACCAGCUUGACGGGAACAAAUGCCUUGAGAUGUACAACAUCAGCCGAUGUUUCCUUACUCAUAACAUCUCUUCUUUCUCUACGGCCGAUGUGGUUGUCUUCCACCACCAGGAGCUGAGCAGAGGUCUGUCCUCACUGCCCCUGCACCAGCAUCGCCCCGCCUCCCAGCACUGGGUGUGGUUGUCAAUGGAGCCUCCUAUCAACAAUGCGAACCUCACACAGCUGAACGGCCUCUUCAACUGGACGAUGAGCUACAGACGUGAUGCAGACAUAUCUAUCCCUUAUGGAAAGACCAUGCUAGGAGGUGAUGGACUAGGCUUUCAGGCUCCUCUAAAUCGCUCCUGUUUUGUCAGCUGGGUGGUCAGCAGAUAUCGGCCUCACCAGGCUCGGGCUGUUGUUUACCAAAGUCUGAAGAAGUAUAUACCCAUAGAGGUGUACGGCAAGUGGAACAAAAAACCCCUGUCAGACAAAGAGCUGUUGCCCACCAUUGCAAAGUGUCUUUUUUACCUGUCUUUUGAGAACUCUGAGACGACGGACUAUAUCAGCGAGAAGCUCUGGAGAAACGCUUUCCAAGCAGGGGCCGUGCCAGUGGUACUCGGACCCAGCAGGGCCACGUAUGAGGCACUGGCUCCCCCUGGUUCCUUUAUCCAUGUCUCUGAUUUCAAGAGCACAGCAGACCUGGCAGCCUAUCUGAAGCAUGUGGCUGCAGACCGGCAGGCCUAUGAGGAGUACUUCCAGUGGCGCAGCACCCACAGAAUUAAAACCAUCACUGACUGGAGAGAAAGGCUUUGUCACAUCUGUGUUAAGUACACCAGCUUACCAGCGAAUAGAGUCUAUCAGGACCUGGACAGCUGGGUUAACAGCUGAAAUUUGAUGUCUUCAGGUUGAUGAGGUGUUGAUUGGGACUGCCGAUACUGCUGUUUUACCACAUGCAAAUGUGAAAUACCAUACAGUGAAAUUUCAUGUAGAAUUACAUGUGUCUCAGUCAGCAAUGCAGCUUUGGUAAGCAGGGAGGAACUGCACAUCACAGAAACAAAUCUCUGUGGUUGGGUGAGUUGGCAGUGCACUGUACAAAAAAGAAGAAGUGGGAACUCAUGUUUGAACCACAGAGGCAAGUUUUUCUUCACAACAAGUUACUGACGACUGUAAACAGUGAUGGGUGUUUCAUUAUUUUUCCUUAGCCUAUAUACGCUUUUCCUGUGCUUCUCAAAAAUAAUUGUUUGCUAAUUAAAUUACAGCUGGUAACCUACUGAGUAAAAGCCAUUAUCAGUUUCAACGGGAACAUUCUAUUUAAUAACGUUCACUGUCAGGCAUCAUGAUAAAACUAGCAACCAGUGAAUUAAAGAAUAGACAGGCUAAUUUCCAUCAAAAUAAAGCCAUGCUCUGCACAACAAGAGAAUUCUGUUAAAAUGUUGAAUCAAUCCAGUGAUCAUCUGACUUUUCCAUAGAUUAAAUAUGCUUUUAAGUCAUUAAUGGAAAGUCAAAGUAUUUAUGCUGAAGUUUUUUUGAUUUAACCUAUCUACCGAGAUGCACAUUCAUAUGACCCACAAUCGUGGUCUCUGUUUCCAUGCCCAUAAAUCUUAAUCGGGCAUGCUGUCAUGACUGUGGCUGAUGGGGGUUAAUAUCUAAAAAAAAUAAGUGUGACCACUUCUUUUAUAUUUUGAAAACUGUUUAUUUUAGAUCCAAUAUUUCCAGGGAUACACCACAUCCUGAAAUAUAUGUACACAUUUUAGUUGAACACAUUUGAAUGUACUCAAGGAACAAACUGGCUCAAUUCACCCCCCUCUCCCCUACCUGAUUUUCUAAAUUUUUGCAUCUGCCCAGCUUAUUAAUAUCUGGCAUAAGUGCAUGUCUCUUUGUACGGCAUUCAUCAAGUUAAAGCUCUCCUACUUAACUGCUCUUACAGCUGGGAUGGCAGCUCAAUUCUUUAAUGACUGGUUCUAAGGAAGGUAGGAAUGGCAAAUGUAGCCAAAUUAAAGUAGAUUACUAGUUCAAAAAAUGCUUGAGUAAAGAGUAAAAGCGCAGAAAGUGAAAGGUUAUUGUUCCUAAAAAAUACUUCUUCCCACCUGAGAAGGUUUGGUUAAGGUUAGACCACGGAAACUACUUGAUUACGCAAAACUAACUUUCAUUGGAAGGUUAUAAUAGACAUACAACUUUAUUUGUCUUGCAGUAAGCACUUAACAUUUUUACUAAGUGCUUUAACUAAGGGCUAGAGUGUUGACACAAAAUUUGGCAUCAAAAAUCAGAACUGAAAAAGAAAACAUUGGCACUGAAAAAUUUGUAUUUCAGAAAGUUGUGUUGGCACUGAAAAAACUUUCACUGAAAAAUAAAACACAUUUUAUAAUUAUUCUUCAUUAUGUUCAUGUUAUAAGUGGUAGGUUUUUUACGCUGUCAGAUUUUUUCACUGUCACUGGUUUUAAGUUUCAACUUUCUGUGAGCAUUUUGGCGAGGAGGGGUCUGAGGGGAGGGGCAAGGGGAACAUCAUUUACAUAUAAUCACCACUGUAAUGAGAGAACAUCACCCAUCCAGCAGCUGUCCUCUUGUCCUCUUGUCCUCUUGUCCACCGUCCACUUCAAAGCUUCUGGCAUCACUGCAAAGAAAUAAGUCUGUUUCUCUCUGCAGUUGUUUUCUCACAUUACAACUGGCUGGGUGAGACUCACUGUUUCAUUUCCUCUUUUAGUCUGUAUCAUAGUGCACAUGAAGCUGCAGAAUGCAGUUAGAAAGUGAGUUCUUUAAAAAUAGGCUGUGCAUAAUCUGACAGUGUUUUAACACCAUUAAACUGACUUUGAAUUUACUACAUUUGUUGAAGUAGCUGAAAUAAAGCCAUUGAAUGCUGUUGAGCCAAGAUCCAGAUGCAUCAGGUGCAUUUCUGUAGCUAGUAUGAUGUACGUGACAAAUCAUAUUUUUACAAGAAUUAAAUUUGGAUUUGAAACCUGA
Micropterus dolomieu (smallmouth bass) is the source of this 3812-nucleotide messenger RNA. Its product is annotated as fucosyltransferase 7. Gene Ontology annotation, molecular function: alpha-(1->3)-fucosyltransferase activity. The transcript has 2 exons. Lineage: Eukaryota; Metazoa; Chordata; Actinopteri; Centrarchiformes; Centrarchidae. The record is from RefSeq and is a predicted model, not a curated record. Gene Ontology annotation, cellular component: membrane. The coding region runs from base 702 to 1742 and encodes 346 amino acids.